Molecule: messenger RNA, 1808 nt
Organism: Spea bombifrons (plains spadefoot toad)
Lineage: Eukaryota; Metazoa; Chordata; Amphibia; Anura; Pelobatidae
Gene: KREMEN2
Product: kringle containing transmembrane protein 2
Exons: 9
Coding region: 157-1467 (436 amino acids)
Biological process (GO): multicellular organism development
Cellular component (GO): plasma membrane
Source: RefSeq, a predicted model, not a curated record
CUUUCACCGCACCAAACCAGAUUUAUUUUGCGGACCGUUCAUCAAGCGAAGUCUCAUUUUCUUCCAAGGGUUGGUGGCAGGUCUCAUGCCUAUGGACAUAUUUGGGCUGUCGUGUGAGCAUCCGGGAGGUUGUUAGUGUGACGUCUCGCUGGGGCCAUGGCUGAUUGUUCAGUGGUUUUAGAUGCUGUGCUUAGGUGUCUGCUGCUGGAACUUGCUCUGAGUGUGGGCUCAGUUUUCCCAUCACCAGAGCUGUCAGAAUGCUACACGGUGAACGGGAAGGAUUAUCGGGGGUCCGUGAGCCACGCGGGACCUGAACGCACCCCCUGUCUUUACUGGAACCAGACCACACAACACACGUAUAACAUCCAGUCAGAUCCCAGCGGGGAGCUGGGGCUCGGAACCCACAACCACUGCAGGAACCCCGAUUCCGACGUCCAGCCAUGGUGUUACGUGUCGGAGACAGAAGAUGGGAUCUACUGGAAGUACUGUGAUAUCCCAGCAUGCAACAUGCCCGGAUACAUUGGAUGCUUUGUGGACUCGGGAUCUCCACCAGCUCUGAGUGGCGCCAGCGCAACCUCUGCCAAACUGACAGUCCAGACGUGUAUCCGAUUCUGCCGCAGGAAAGGGUACCAGUACGCCGGCGUGGAGGCAGGAUACGCCUGUUUUUGUGGUGACCUCUCAGACGUGUCCAGGUUGCAGCAGCGGGGCAGCAGUUCUCAGUGUGACCAGGCUUGCUUUGGGAGACCCAACGAGCUGUGCGGGGGAGACGGCAGGAUCAGCGUGUACAGCGUGUGGGUUGGUGCAUGCCGUGGGAACCUCUCUACUCCCCAUGGUGUUCUGUAUUCUCCAGACUUCCCUGACGAUUACAGACCUGGUAGCACAUGCUUUUGGGAAGUCCACACACCUGGCAGCAACGCUAUAGAGCUCCAGUUCCGUUCCUUCCAGGUUCUAGACCCCAGUGAUGUUCUUGAGCUGAGAGAUGGCACCAAUGGGGGCCUCCUUGUCCAGAUUAGAGGAGGGGAAAAGCCUCCAAACAGUAUAAUACUUCCAACGGGUCAUCUUCAGGUAUCCUUCCAGGCUGAUCGGGCACAUAGUGGACCAGGCUACGCAAUAGCCUACAGAGGUCUGGAGUUGCUGUCAUCCCCAGGGGUCUCCACGUCUCCAGAUUCUGAAAAUUCCCUAAAUGCACAAAACGUCAGUUUGCAAACACCAGUCAACACAGCAGAAAAGCACAGCACAGAGCACACUGCAUCUGGCAAAGGCUGGAUACUUCUCACAGCCAGCGUGUCCCUGCUGGUUUUAUGCGCUGGAUACAUGAUACGGAGAUACUCAGCCUGGGGUUGCAUCCCUUUGUCUCCUGCUGCCGGUGUGCGGCCCUCGUCCUGCUCCAUGCUUUACAGGCACAUGAAAGGACGAAGCGGAGACCUCACCUGUGUCAACCAGACUUCUGUGAGGUCACUGCUGUGAUGCCCGUGAACCUCUCAGACUGAAGGAUAUGAGCUCCGAGACAGAGGAGGUUGCUGAGAGGCCCUGGAAACCAGCGCUUACAGGGCACAAAUAUCCAGGCACACGUAGAACAGAAGCCAAUGUGUCAUAAGCUCUGUGGCCUGGGGCUACACAGGCAGCACAGACCAGCAGCAGAGCGGUGGACCGGCUGUAGAUUUCAGCGCAGAACAAGACGUCAGGGCUGGAAACGGGAAGAUGUAUAAUUGAUACUCCGCAGAUAAUGGUUCUAGAAGGAGUGUAAUCACCGGGAGUGACGAAACCUCCCGAGAAAAACGGCAAUUAAAAAGUACCUGCCACUGAAA